Molecule: messenger RNA, 1586 nt
Organism: Amorphotheca resinae ATCC 22711
Lineage: Eukaryota; Fungi; Ascomycota; Leotiomycetes; Helotiales; Amorphothecaceae
Exons: 5
Coding region: 403-1284 (293 amino acids)
Biological process (GO): nucleolar large rRNA transcription by RNA polymerase I; transcription initiation at RNA polymerase I promoter
Cellular component (GO): RNA polymerase I upstream activating factor complex; nucleus
Molecular function (GO): RNA polymerase I cis-regulatory region sequence-specific DNA binding
Source: RefSeq, a predicted model, not a curated record
UGUACAACUCAAUUGCGCUUCCCAUCACUUUCGCUCCCUGGCCCCGCCAUUCUACUUGCAAAUCGAAGCUUGUAAUAGAAGCUUAUUUCAUGCUGCGCGACAAUCCUGCAGACUGUAGGUAGCAAAGACGGUUCCGGACGAGCACUCUAGCGGAAGGGCGUUGGCGGCUGGCGGCUGGCGGUUGAAGCAGGACCACUGCGGAUUCACCACUCGCGCCUGUACUGCGAACCACGACUGCUGAGGAAAGGCAGCUCGCUCUUUGUUCAGUUUCCCAUUUGCUAGCAGAGGGUUAUCUAUGCUGAAACAGAACACCACUUGGGUCUCCAACCUCCAUUCCUCUUGACUUCCAACACGUCUGCGAAACCUUGGGGACAGUAGCCUCAGCUGGGAGGAAUAAGCAAGAUGUCUCUUCUACCCUCCGAACGAGCGCAAUACUCAGCGAUUAUCGAUGACAUCCUAGCGGAGGGCGACCUGAAUACGAUUUCCGCGAAACAGAUUCGUCGGGGUUUACAAGCUAGACUUGGGAUUGACAUUUCUGAGAAGAAGGAUGCUGUUCAAGCCCUAAUAAUGGAGCGCUUCGACCGCGCGUCCUCCUCAGCUCCUCCACCGGAACCAGCUCCUGCUGCUGUUGCGCCCUCACCGAAAGCCCAGACGAAUGGUACCAGCGCGCAUAGCAGUUCAAGCGCAAGCUCAGACAAAAAGAUCAAGACCGAAUCGAAAGUGAAGUCGGAAACGCCAGCAAGCUCAACACCAGGAGAGGCCAGCGACGAAGAUUCAGACGCCGUCUCUCCACCGAAGAAGAAGCGGAAGCAGAACAAGGGGUCCAAGGAGUUGGAUGAUGCGAAGUUGGCGGCUAUGCUGCAGGCGCAGGAGAAUAGUAUGGCCAGACCAACCCGAGGAGGCGCCGCGAAAAAGAAAGCCCCUGUAAAGAAAAGAACCCCGAAAAAGAAAAGCGCAGACAAAGUCAAAGCAGACGAUGAUAGCGACCUGGAGCUGAAUAGUGAUGGCGAGGUGAAGCCAAAGAAAGAAAGAAAGGGGGGAUUUCACAAGCAGUAUCAUUUGAGUGCGCCGCUUGCAGACUUGGUCGGCGAAUCUACUCUCUCGCGGCCACAGGUCGUUAAGAAGAUCUGGGAAUACAUCAAAGAGCGAAACUUGCAGGUCCCAGAAGACAAGCGACAGAUCCGGUGUGACGAGAGGAUGCAGGCGGUCUUUAAGCAGGAUAAGGUUCAUAUGUUUACCAUGAACAAGAUUCUUGGAAAGCAGCUCUAUGAUGUCGAUGAAUAGAGAGAGGGAUGGGGAGUUUCCGUUUAGAUCCUGGAUGGCUAGGGAAUUAAUGGAUGGCAUUUCGCCCUUCCAGCGGGCGAAUUCGCAGCAUGCUUGGAAUUGGGAGGAGAACUGGACUUUGAGGGUGGAAAGCUGUUAGUUAUCAGACAUUACUUACAGCUUGCAUGUAGCUAUGGCUACAUGCAGCUAUAUGCCGGUCUAGGAUUUGUUUCCAGGUGCAGGGUUCGGACAGCCUUGUGACUUGACUUGAGCAGUACGUAGUUAGGCGGACAGGCAUCACUAAUUCCAAACAAUAAAACAAG